AUGCUUGAAGAGAUAUUCCAAGUUAGAGUUUCUCCUCCAAGGAAGAAGAAGAUUACAAUGGUUUCAUGGAGGCCCCCCGAUCCCGGAAGUUAUAUAUCAUCAACACAUAUGGCUCUACAAAAGGCAGCCCCAGAGAAGCGGGAUGGAGUUAUAUGGUACGAGGCACGUAUGGAGAGAUGA
Messenger RNA from Oldenlandia corymbosa var. corymbosa, 180 nucleotides. The record is from the annotation of a GenBank genome assembly. Lineage: Eukaryota; Viridiplantae; Streptophyta; Magnoliopsida; Gentianales; Rubiaceae.